UGUUCUGACUCUGUGUUCUUUUGCAUCAUCUGAGCUGCUGCCUCUGUGAAUGUGCAAAUUUUAAAUGAGUUUAGCUGCUUCUGCAUUUUAAUUUACUGCUAAUUCAUUAUGUACACAAUUUUGUUUUUCAUUAUAGCUUUAAUUCUUUUUCGCUACUCUUUUCUGAGCUUGCUUGUUGCACUGCGUUGUCUGACAGGUUUUGUAAAACCAGAAAAACAGGAUGAACCCCGCUGAGGAGUGUGAAGAAGAAAGCUCCUCCUCCAUGAAACACUCACUUUCAGUCCAGAAGGACAGAUCAGACUCUCCAGCACUCAGUGACUGGUCUAUGUAUCAUCCACCAGAAAUCAGAGCCUCCUCAUCAGGACACAGUCAGAGCCGGGGAAAGAGGUCAGACUCGUCCAUACCCAGCUGUCCAUCCAUGAAGAGUGACAAGUUUAAGGAAACCUCACAAGUGUUCAAAGAUGGAGGCCCCUCAUCUGGAUACAGAUUUGACCCUGCAUAUACUGGAUCUAAACUUCAAGCGGACUUUAAAUUGACUCUGAAACAGCAGUUUCAGUGUUUAAGUGAGGUAAUAGUAAAUACCAGAAACCCAAAAUGUCUCAGUGAGAUCUACACAGAGCUCUACAUCACAGAGGGAGACAGUGGAGAGGUCAAUAAUGAACAUGAGGUCAAACAGAUCGAGGCAGCGUCCAGGAGAACAGCAACAGAGAACAAAAAAAUCAAAUGCAAUGAGAUCUUUAAGCCCUUAUCUGAACAAGACAAACGCAUCAGAACUGUGCUGACAAAGGGAGUUGCUGGCAUUGGAAAAACAGUCUCUGUGCAGAAGUUCAUUCUGGACUGGGCUGAAGGUAAAGAAAAUCAGGAUGUCCAGUUCAUAUUUCCACUUCCUUUCAGAGAACUGAAUUUGAUGAAAGAUAAAAAACUCAGUUUGUUGGAUCUUCUUCUUACAUGGUUUACAGACAUUAAUGAAAUAGAUAUUUCAAGAUCACACAAAGCUCUGUUCAUUUUUGAUGGUUUAGAUGAGUGUCGUUUGGAUCUAGAUUUUCAGAGCACUGUGAGUUUGUGUGAUGUAACUGAAUCAGCAUCAGUGGAUGUGCUGCUGAUAAACCUGAUCAAGGGGAAUCUGCUUCCCUCUGCUCUCAUCUGGAUAACCUCCCGACCUGCAGCAGCUGAGCAAAUCCCCUCUGAGUGUGUGGAUCGAGUGACAGAAGUACGAGGGUUUACUGACCCACAGAAGGAGGAGUACUUCAGGAAGAGAAUCAGUGAUCAGAGUCUGGCCAAGAGAAUCAUCUCACAUCUGAAGAAGUCAAGAAGCCUCUACAUCAUGUGUCACAUACCUGUGUUCUGCUGGAUUUCAGCCACUGUUCUAGAGAGAAUGUUGGGUGAAGCAGAGAGUGGAGAGAUCCCCAAAACUCUGACUCAAAUGUACACACACUUCCUCAUCAUUCAGACAAAAAUCAUAAGAGAAAAAUACACAAAGAACCAGAAGACAGAUGAAGACAUGCUUCUCAAAAUGGGACAACUGGCCUUUCAGCAGCUGAUGAAAGGAAACUUGAUCUUCUAUGAGGAAGAUCUGAGAGAGUGUGGCAUCGAUGUUGAAGAAGCUUCAGUGUACUCAGGUGUGUGUACACAGAUCUUCAGAGAGGAAUCUGGACAGUUCCAGAGUAAAGUGUACUGCUUUGUUCAUCUGAGUGUUCAGGAACAUCUUGCAGCUCUAUAUGUGCACCUGACCUUCAUGAACCAGAAGAGAAAUGUGCUUCAACAGAGUUUGUUCUCUAAACUUAACACCCUGAUGAAUAAAGAAAUUACAAUCUCAGAUGUACACAAGAGUGCUGUGGAUCAGGCCUUACAGAAUGAGAAUGGACAUCUGGAUCUUUUCCUUCGCUUUCUUCUGGGUCUCUCACUGGAGUCCAGUCAGACUCUCUUACAGGACUUAGUGACACAGGUAGGAAGUAUCUUCCACAGUAAAGAGGAAACAGUUCAGCACAUCAAGAUGAAGAUCAGUGAGAGCCUCUCUGCAGAGAAAUCCAUCAAUCUGUUCCACUGUCUGAAUGAACUGGAUGAUCAUUCUCUAGUUGAUGAAGUUCAACAGUACCUGCAAUCUGACAAUCUAAAUGAAAGAAAACUCUCUUCUUCACAGUGGUCAGCUGUGGUCUUUUUGCUGCUCACAUCAGGGGAGAAUCUAGAUAAAUUUGUCCUACAGAAAUAUAACAGAUCAGAUGAUGUUCUUCUGAAGCUGCUGCCUGUACUUGCAGAAUCUAGAACAGCUCAACUUGCGCAUUGUAAUCUGACAAACAAAAGCUGUGCAGCUCUGGCCUCAGUUCUCAGCUCAGAAUCCACUAGUCUUAGAGAACUGGAUCUGUUUAUGAAUAAUCUAGGAGACUCAGGAGUGAAGUUGCUCUCUGUUGGACUAAUGAAUCCUCUGUGUAAACUGGAGACACUGAGGUUGGAGAAUUGUAACAUGACAGAUGAAGGCUGUGCUGCUCUGGCUUCAGCUCUGGAAUCAAACUCCUCACACAUGAGAGUGCUAAAUCUGUCCAAUAAUAAUCUACGAGAUUCAGGAGUGAAGCUUCUCUCUGCUGCAUUUAAGAAUCCUCUCUGUAAACUGGAGACACUUAGUUUGUGGCAUUGCGAGAUCUCAAAUGAAGGCUGUGCUGCUCUGGCUUCAGCUCUGAAAUCAAACCCAUCAAAUCUGAGAAACUUGAAUAUGUCUCUGAAUAAUUUAGGAGAUUCAGGUGUGAAGCUGCUUUCUGCUGGGCUGGAUAAUCCUCUCUGUAACCUGGAGAGACUGAGGUUGGAGCAAUGUAAUAUCUCUGAUGAAGGCUGUGCUGCUCUGGCCUCAGCUCUGAAAUCAAACCCCUCACACCUGAAAGAACUGAUUCUGUCUAAGAAUAAGCUAGGAGAUUCUGGUGUGAAACUGCUCUCUACUGUACUGGAGAAUCCUCUCUGUAAACUGGAAACACUGUGGUUGUAUAAUUGUAAUAUAUCAGAUAAAGGCUGUGCUGCUCUGACUUCAGCUCUAAAGUCAAACCCAUCACACCUGAGAGAGCUGGAUCUGUCUGAGAAUUACCAAACAACAACAGGACAUGAGCUGCUGUUAGCUCUUAAGCAUAAUAAUCAUUACAGACUACAAGAUCUCAGUUUCUAAUGUGAUGACGUGUUUUACUAAUCACCAAAGAGGCAACAUCAUGAAGAGAUGGAAGUG
This is a messenger RNA of Colossoma macropomum (tambaqui), 3205 nucleotides long. Its product is annotated as NACHT, LRR and PYD domains-containing protein 12-like. Lineage: Eukaryota; Metazoa; Chordata; Actinopteri; Characiformes; Serrasalmidae. Gene Ontology annotation, molecular function: protein binding. The record is from RefSeq and is a predicted model, not a curated record. The transcript has 10 exons. The coding region runs from base 221 to 3148 and encodes 975 amino acids.